AUGGAUAUCAUCACUAGAGUGGGCUUGGGCACCUGGAAGGCCUCUCCAGGAGAAGUAGCCGACUCAGUGAUGGUGGCUAUCAACUUGGGAUACCCGCAUUUCGACUCUGCUUACUUAAACCACAAUGAGAGUGAGGUUGGAAUGGGAAUCAAUUCCAAGAUCAAGGACGGUAUGGUGAAAAGAGAGGAACUGUUUGUCGUCAGUAAGCUGUGGUGUACCUACCACAAGAAGUCUGUGGUGAAAACAGCAUGCACCAAUACUCUGAAGGCCUUAAACUUGGAUUACCUGAACCUCUACCUCAUACACUGGCCCAUGGGCUUCAAGUCUGGUGAAAAAGACGUACCUUUGGAUUGCAAUGACAUGGUUAUACCCAGGAACACCAGCUUUCUGGACACAUGGGAGGCCAUGGAGGACCUGGUGAUUGAGGGACUGGUGAAGCACCUUGGGGUGUCAAACUUUAACCAUGAACAGCUUGAGAAGCUUUUGAAUAAGCCUGGUUUGAGGUUCAAGCCAAUAACUAACCAGAUUGAAUGCCACCCAUAUCUUACUCAGAAGAAUCUGAUUGAUUUUUGCCAUAAGAGAAAUGUGUCUGUGACUGCUUACCAUCCUCUUGGUGGCUCAAGAGAUGGGGUUGACUUUUUGGAUGAUGUUGUCGUUUGGAAGAUCGCAAAGAAGCAUGCGAAGUCUUCUGUCCAGAUUUUAAUCCGAUUUCAGAUCCAAAGGAACAUGAUAGUGAUUCCCAAAUCUGUCACCCCAAGUCAGAUCAGGGAGAAUAUCCAGAACUGA
Messenger RNA from Chionomys nivalis (European snow vole), 786 nucleotides. Its product is annotated as 1,5-anhydro-D-fructose reductase-like. The transcript has a single exon. The record is from RefSeq and is a predicted model, not a curated record. Gene Ontology annotation, cellular component: cytosol. The coding region runs from base 1 to 786 and encodes 261 amino acids. Lineage: Eukaryota; Metazoa; Chordata; Mammalia; Rodentia; Cricetidae. Gene Ontology annotation, molecular function: aldose reductase (NADPH) activity.